AUGAGUGGCGAGAUGGAUGGAGAAUUGCCCUUCAGGGUUCUGAAGCCGGCUACGUCGGAUGGAGCGUUGGCGAGGUUAGGGAGACUUGAGCUUCCAGGCCGCAAAAGUCUUGACACUCCGAACUUCUUUGGCGUCACGUCGAGAGGGGCCAUACCACACUUGACCCCAGACACCAUUCUGAAAUACACACAAACCAACGGGGUCUACAUGGCUCUAGAAGACUUCGUAGAAAAAUCCGGCAAGCGAGCCACUCCAGCCUUGUUUACCUCGCCCACAGACGCCGACGGCAGGAGGCUUCACUCUUAUACGGCAACCCCGUCUGACGUGACCAUCGUCCUUGGUCCUCGCCGCCAUCCGGCUGUCAUCUCACCUGGAGGCAAUGGGGCUACGUAUGUCUCCAUAUGCACCUCGACGGGGUUCCAGAGUCUAGAUAUGGAGCGGUACUGCAACUCCGUGGCCACUGUCAAACCCGAUGUCGUCAUUCCACUGGCUGACCUCACCUUCGGCCCUGGCAUCUCUAGUGCCAAGCGACAGCGCCGAAUGGUUGAGCGGACCGAAGAAUGGGUUGAGGCCUUCUUCAAGACGCUGGACCCUCAGGAGGUCUUGAAGCCGGCGGGGAUCCACGCGUUUGCUCCACUGCUGCCGGUCGAGUAUCCCAUGCAAUGGGAGUACUUGAAUCGUCUCUCUGAGGACCAUGCCCACCAUUUGUCUGGCCUGGCGGUCUACGAUGCCAACAUACUAGCUGACCUGCAGCAGCACAAACCUUUGGUAGAUUUGCCGCGACUGUCGAUGGACCCGCCUGCAUCGCCUCACCACAUUCUCCGUCAGGUUCGCAUGGGCGUCGAUGUCUUGACCAUCCCUUUUCUGAAUUCCAUCUCCGACCAAGGCAUUGCGCUCACCUUCUCUUUCCCUCUGAGCCAGACUGAAGACGGACGCAUUCUUCCUCUUGGACUGAACAUGUGGUUGAAGGAACAUCAAGUUUCCUUAUCCCCCUUGGAAGAAGGGUGCAGCUGUUACGCCUGUACGAAACACCAUCGCGCCUUUCUGCAGCAUCUCUUGAAUGCUAAAGAGAUGCUGGGUUGGAAUCUGCUGCAGAUCCACAAUCUCCACGUCAUGACCCAAUUCUUUGAAGCUAUUCGUGUAGCUAUCGCGGAUGGCUCAUUCGAGGAGAAAGCUAGGGACUUUGCCAGAGCCUACGAUCCCGAACUUCCUCUCGGCACUGGCGAGCCGCCGCGGUCUCGCGGUUAUCAUUUCAAGUCCAUCGCGAAUCAGCCUAAGAUCAAUGAGCCACCUUGGCAAGCUCUGGAAGGCGAUAAGGGCGAGGACCAGGUGCUCGCUGGUGAGAUUGCUGGGUUGGUCGUGACGGGACAUUCAGCGGUGGGCGGCGAGACGCCCCUGGUUCCCGACGCUGAUGCCGAUGCCGCUGAUUUGGACCAAAGCGGGUUUGCUGAAGUCGAAAAACGUGCUUGA
This is a messenger RNA of Neoarthrinium moseri, 1470 nucleotides long. RefSeq lists its product as uncharacterized. The coding region runs from base 1 to 1470 and encodes 489 amino acids. NCBI's taxonomy places the organism in Eukaryota, Fungi, Ascomycota, Sordariomycetes, Amphisphaeriales, Apiosporaceae. The record is from RefSeq and is a predicted model, not a curated record. Gene Ontology annotation, molecular function: tRNA-guanosine(34) queuine transglycosylase activity. The transcript is spliced from 2 exons.